CAUACGCUAAACAUGAAGAAAACUUUCUUGUCUUCCAUGUUCAUUUUUCCCUUUCCAUUUCCGAACGGUUUCUUCUAUAUUUAUUUAUAUGUUCGUGAUUGAUGCUAUUGACAACAUACAACUAAGGGGAAAUGCGAAUAGUAAUAGAUAUAUGUAUAAUUCAUUAUGCAAUUUUAUAGAAUUAAAUCUUAUUUAUCUUCAGAUAUAAAAACUAUAUUUACCAGCUGAAACACUAACGCAUAUGCAGUAUAAUAUAAUCUACUUAACAAUCUCGUUUUAGUUAUAAUAUGUGAUUAAUUCUUUUGCUAUUUCGCUAUAAACAGUUUCUUGUGCAUACAAUAUUUUUUUAUAGUAUUCUAAUAUAUUGUUAGAUAUUGUAAAGAAAGUAAAGUACAGUUAUUGAAGUUUGGGAACAUUCAAUGUUAACCUUGCUUCAAAAAAUAAUCUUUCGAAUGAAUGGGGAAUAGAUUUUUAGUAUUAUAGUUGGUAUAAUGUCAUCAUUGUUUACAAUGUGUUAGAGUUAAAGAAAUGAGACAAAUUAAUAUUUCAGAAGCAAAUUCAAUAUUUAAAUGAUGUUAUUUUAAAAUGGCAGAUGAUAUGAAUGUUCUUUUUAUACGAGGAAAUGGAAACGUAUGUAUGGUAAUGGAAACGAUACAGACACAGCCAAUGAUAAUGUUUGGGAUGAUAGUGCAUUAAUAGAAGCAUAUGAUAAAGCAAUAUAUUUAGCAAAAGAAGAAGUUAUCAAGCGAAUGGGAAUGGAUGUUGGAAAUUCUCAACCGAAAGAAAACCUACAAAAUCUUAAGCAGCCUAAACACGCAAGUAAAUUACACAAGAAAUGGAUCAUAGGAGCACCUUAUCGUGCAAUAUACUCAGAGGAUGGAGAAACUUAUGAAGCUAUAAUAUCAAAAAUUUACGAAAACAAUGAAUCAGAAGGUUUGCAAAGUCAAAUAGCACAACAAAAGAAAGCUUUGGAAGAGAAAUUCAAUGAAGAGAACGAUGAGACUUGUGAGACUAAUUUUUCUACAAAUGUAAAUUCGAAAAAAUAUAAUGUAGAAAAAAUGGAUUGUGACUCUGAAGAAGCAAAUGCGUAUAAACAUCACUUCAUACCGGGACCAUCUUUCAAUUCGAUGACUGAUAUAAUGCCACCUGCACCUCCUUUACCACCACAAUUAAUGGCCAAAUUACCAGAUAAUGAUACAGACGCACUUUCAAGUAUGUUGAUGUCAUGGUAUAUUAGUGGUUACAUGGUAUAUUACACAGGUUAUUAUCAUGGUUUGAAACAAGCAAGAAACAAUCAAGAGAACAGGAAGAACUGUUGAUUAUAUCAAUUUUUUCAAUAACAAUAUAACGAUAAUAUAAGAUAUAAUAAAAUAUAAAACUCAUUGUAUUUAUUUACUUCAAUUAUUUGAAAUAAAGAACAGCUUUAUUUUCAUAUAA
Molecule: messenger RNA, 1437 nt
Organism: Bombus huntii
Lineage: Eukaryota; Metazoa; Arthropoda; Insecta; Hymenoptera; Apidae
Product: survival motor neuron protein-like
Exons: 6
Coding region: 633-1319 (228 amino acids)
Source: RefSeq, a predicted model, not a curated record